This is a messenger RNA of Clupea harengus (Atlantic herring), 1830 nucleotides long. RefSeq names its product dynein light chain Tctex-type 4. Gene Ontology annotation, biological process: microtubule-based movement. Gene Ontology annotation, cellular component: cytoplasmic dynein complex; cytoplasm. The record is from RefSeq and is a predicted model, not a curated record. The coding region runs from base 1094 to 1750 and encodes 218 amino acids. NCBI's taxonomy places the organism in Eukaryota, Metazoa, Chordata, Actinopteri, Clupeiformes, Clupeidae. Gene Ontology annotation, molecular function: dynein intermediate chain binding. The transcript is spliced from 5 exons.
GUUGUCUAUUUCCAUUUAUUUAUUUUGGAAGAUGUAUUUAUCCAAAGCAAGUUAUACAUGCAGAGCCGAUCAAAGGGGGAGUUUCACCGGACUCCGGCUCGGGCUAGCAGUGAAGAGUCAAAUGCAAACUACUAAGCCCACAGGUGCUGCUACUAGCCCAAACUACUAAGCCCACAGGUGCUGCUUUGAUACUUGUCCAGCAGACAUAAUAGAAAGAGCUAGAGGAAGAAAAUGACUUUGUAUGUUAAAAGGCCUUGCCAUUGUUAUUUAGACUGAGCUAGUUUAGAUUUGUAGUAAUAUGUCAUUUUCCUAAAUAAAACAUUCUCUCCUCAGCCUUUCAGAUGAGUAGUAAUGUCACGGUAUUUGAACAGGGCCCCCUAUAAAGACUGAAAAUGCCUAUAAUAUUGGCCUAGACAUGUUCAAUGUAGUCACAUCCCAUAAAUAUCUUUACCAGCGUCCUCUUCUGCUCUGUGUAUUUACAGUGUUUGGAUUUAGUGGAUGGUAGCGUACUGAAAAACGCAAAUUAAAAUUUUAAAAGCCAAUUGUGUAUACCAGAGCACAAAACUCAAAAUGUUUUACAACAGAGAUUAUGGAAUACAACUUUGUCAUGGCACAAAAUACUGACAAAAUCAGAAACUACCUUCCUACACGCACCAGCUCAGCGUUGCUAAAAAUGAACUUCAAACACCUACAGGCAACCCGUAAAGAUUUAUUACACAUGUGCUCUACCAAGCUAAAUCUUGCCAUCAAGAACAAUAGGUCUGACUUGAGCAAGCCAUGAGGCGUGCAUGGCUUUCUAUUGUGAAGCAGGAAAAAACACACGAGUUUAAUGAAUAGUAUCAUUAUUCUCAGACAUUUUAACGGGCGACACUAUGAUGCAUGUCCUCCUUUCAACUUCGAUUUGAUCUACUGGUCAAGCCUUGCCCUGUAAGACUGCAACUGGGGAGAUAGGCGUAGGGAAACUGCCAGGUCUUGUUGACAAAGUGUGACAGUUACAGCAUGCAGGGGAGGGAGCAGAGGGCGGAGUAAGACAACUCGGCCAAAUCCUCAGGUCGCAAACACACAGUGAACUCAAACCACAGGUUGCUGAGAAAUGGACGGGUCCAAUCAGGCACGCAAAGUGAGCCGCAUCACACUGAAAGAAACAGUGAAAGGAAACAAGGAAGACAGAGACACCCAUGCCCUCACUGAGGGCUCCCUGUCUGUGCCUUUACUAACCCGGCGGAUCUCCAGACAAGUCCAGCCGCAGUCUCAGGACCGCGGGCUCAUCAGUCUGAAGGGCCUGCUCACAGCUCAAAGGUUCUCAAAGGGGUUAAAGGAACGGGCAGCACAGAAACUAGCAGCGAAGCGAGGUUCCAAAGGCCCUGCAAGGAAGCCGAUUCCCAUCAUAAACGACCAGGUGCCAACCAGCUGCGCCCAGCCCAAGGAGCGCUUCCCGACGGCCCACGUCACGCAGCUGGUGCAGGACUUCCUGGCCUCCCGUCUGGAGGGCGUCUGCUACGGCGCCGGCCUCUCGGCCGGGUCCUUGGUGCUGGCGCUGAGCCGGGAGUUGAGCGGACUGGUCCGCACCGUCUGCCCUCCGCGGUACCGGCUGGUGUGCAUCGUAAACCUGGGGCCCGCGGGCCAGGAGGGGCUGAUGCUGGCCAGCCGUUGCCUGUGGGACGCGCACGCAGACACUUGCAUCUCACACACCACUCUGACGGCUCAGGUCUUCUGCACUGCGACAGUGUUCGCAGUGUAUAAUGAGUGACAGGUCAUAGGGGCGACAGUGGUACAGUAGGUAGAGAAGUCGUUUAGUAAUCAGAAGGUUGCUAGUUCGAUUCCCUGUCG